CCUCCCGAGCCCCCGCGCGGGGAGUUCUCGGAUACGAAAUUAUGCUGGGAUUCUCACUUCAUCAUCACUAUCUAGGUAUCCGAAGACAACAAGAGAAGCAAUGGCCUCGACCCACGGAGACCUCCGCCACCUCCUCCCAGGAAACUACAAACGGCUCGUGUCCGAAUGGCUAGAAGAGGACUGUCCGAGUUUCGACUACGGCGGGUUCGUAGUGGGCGAGUCAGAGGGGGAGGCGCGAUUACUGGGGAAGAGCAGCGGGAUUAUCGCCGGCGUGCCAUUCUUCGACGAAGUGUUUUCCCAACUAGGCUGCACAGUCCAAUGGCACCACGCAGAAGGCCACCACCUCCCCGCCGGCGCAAAAACCCACUGCGCAACGGUGCGCGGCCCCAUCCGCAAGAUCCUCCUGGGUGAGCGCGUGGCCCUGAACAUUCUCGCGCGGUGUUCCGGAAUCGCCACGAAAUCAGCCGCGCUUGUCGAGAUUCUCCGGCGCCAAGGCUGGCACGGUACGCUGGCCGGCACGCGAAAGACCACGCCGGGGUUCCGCAUUGUCGAGAAAUACGGGAUGCUUGUGGGCGGCGCGGAUCCGCACCGCCACGAUCUGAGCUCCAUGACCAUGCUCAAGGAUAAUCAUGUCUGGGCGUGUGCGAACAAUGCGCGCAAUUCGGCGGUGACGGCGACGGCGGCUGGGGAGAUGUCGAUUGAGAAUAUUGCGGCGGCGAUUCCGCGCGCCGUGGCGGCUGCCAAGGCGGUCGGGGGCUUUGCGACCAAAGUUGAAGUCGAGUGUCGGAGUUUGGAGGAGGCGCGUGCCGCCAUUGGCGCCGGCGCGGAUGUGAUCAUGUUGGAUAACUUUACGGCGGACGGCGUGCGGGAGGCCGCUCGGACGCUAAAGGAGGAGUGGAAGGGGAAAGGGAGGCUGUUUUUGAUCGAGGUGAGUGGCGGGUUGAAUGAGGAGAAUGCCGCCCAGCAUGUCUGUCCUGAUGUGGAUAUUCUGUCGACGAGCUCGAUCCAUCAAUCGGCCGGGAUUGUGGAUUUCUCCCUCAAGGUUUCGCUGCGAUAGUACAGACAAUUCUUGCACGAUGAAUCAAUAUACAGGAAUCAUGAACCAUUAUGAA
Molecule: messenger RNA, 1112 nt
Organism: Aspergillus ochraceoroseus IBT 24754
Lineage: Eukaryota; Fungi; Ascomycota; Eurotiomycetes; Eurotiales; Aspergillaceae
Product: nicotinate-nucleotide diphosphorylase (carboxylating)
Exons: 3
Coding region: 101-1057 (318 amino acids)
Biological process (GO): NAD+ biosynthetic process; quinolinate catabolic process
Cellular component (GO): cytoplasm
Molecular function (GO): nicotinate-nucleotide diphosphorylase (carboxylating) activity
Source: RefSeq, a predicted model, not a curated record